Messenger RNA from Nelumbo nucifera (sacred lotus), 5484 nucleotides. It is a transcript of the gene SAC3B, whose product is annotated as SAC3/GANP/Nin1/mts3/eIF-3 p25 family. Lineage: Eukaryota; Viridiplantae; Streptophyta; Magnoliopsida; Proteales; Nelumbonaceae. Gene Ontology annotation, cellular component: cytoplasm; transcription export complex 2; nucleus. The record is from RefSeq and is a predicted model, not a curated record. Gene Ontology annotation, biological process: mRNA export from nucleus.
GCCGAUCUAAAUUCGUGCCGGACAGCGGGCGGCAUGGCCCGGUAUUCCUUUCUAGGCAAUUCAUUUUUGGGCGAUGGAACUUCCUUUGUCGUCUAAAUCGCAUCACGAUUUUUUGAUUCUUCAGUCAAGGGCUUAAAUUCUAAGAUGUAUUUACUCGGUUUAUUUAACUUCGAUUGGAGCGGUUUCGAAGAUGAUACAACUACAAUAGCUUGAGAGGAUUCCAAAUAAAAAAAAAAAAAACCACCAUUUUUCAGUAGAUCCUUUCAUUUUCUCUAAUUUUGGAGAGGAAAUAUUAUUCAUUUUCAACUUUAGUAGCAAGUUAGCAACGGACGAAGUCGGCGAAGUGCUAGAAUUCUGAGGCAACGUCGACGACUAAGUUGCCACAGUAACUGAGACUGAGGUCAGAGCAGAAACUCUCGACUUUGCCUCGUUACUUGAUCCAUUGGUCUCUUUUGAAUCUACCUUCUGUGAUGCGUUUAUUGUAAUUUCUUGGUUUGACGGGCACUGUGGUUGUCUUUUCAAUCCAUACAGAUGCCACAUCUGACCUCGUCAGAGAAGAAGAUUUUAGUACUCAAACCGAGGUUACUUAUUGCGUAAAUCCGUUACUCGGAAAUCCUUUUCUGUCUGGUCGAGAGGAAGAAUUGCGGACAAAUCUCUACACUAUGCAUUAAUGGCUUUUCAGGGGUUUGGCAAGAACUCUGGCCCUUCUGUUCCUCCUAAAGCACAGACACCUUUUGGGACUUUACCUCGUUCUCCCUCUCCAACAAUCUCUCCCCACAACUCAACCCUUGCCCAACAAUCUCGAGGAUCCACUAUAUCUCCUCCUCAAUGGAAUAGUCGGCCAGAACCACUUGUCAAUGGCUCAAACUCACAAACUUUUCCAAGACCAUAUGCAAGUAAGCCAUAUGUUGGUCCAGGUACUGGAAGCAAUGUUCCAGCCAAGCCUGCCAACUUUCAAUACCCAAAAGGAACUGGAUUGCCCCCUUUUCUGUCAGCUGAUGAAGAUUUCUUGGGAAACUCAAGCCAGAAUGUCUCUAAAAGGCCUGUUUUAUCUCCUUCCAGCUGGGAUAAUCAAUCAAGAUCUCCAGUAACCUACACUGAUUCACAGAUUCAUCAAGGUCCAUCCCUGGUUCCAACUUAUGUAGAUGCUCAUGAUGUUGGAACACAGUUGCGGACCAAGGUUUCCAACAGUCAAGUUCCAACCAGAACCAGAUCUCCUCCUGGUCCAUAUGGGAAUGAAAUCUUCCGAGCAAACCCUCAUCCAGAUUCUACUGGAAGGCCUACUAAUUCCCAAACUCACCAGAAGUCCUCUGUUGCUCGUAAUAUUAAUGUUGAAGGUGCGGGAACCAAGUCCACCUCCUUUCUAAUUCCCAAAAGGAUGAGGUCACCUCCUUUACCUCCUACUGAUGAGAAUUCUAUGGGAAGUUUAUACUCCACCCAAGAUGAUAAUGAACGAGAAGCGCAAGCAAAGGCAAGGCGUUUGGCUCGAUUCAGUAAUGAUCUAAGGCAAACUGAGCAAAGCAUGCAUGAUCUAACAAAGCACAAAUUGUCAAUGUAUGGACAAGAUGAAUCUCUGGUGGGGAGGCGGGAGUUUGUUGCAGAGCACCCAGUUGAAGCAGGGGGUGAUUUUCCUAAUGGCAGCACUUCUGAUUUUGAAGGCUUAGAAUCAUCCCAUGUCAUAAUUGGGUUAUGUCCUGAUAUGUGUCCAGAAUCUGAAAGGGAGGAACGUGAGAGGAAGGGGGAUCUCGACAAGUAUGAACGCCUGGAUGGAGAUAGAAAUCAAACUAGCAAAUUCCUUGCUGUUAAGAAGUAUAAUAGGACAGCUGAGAGGGAAGCAGAUUUGAUAAGACCUAUGCCAGUUUUGCAGAAGACGGUUGAUUAUCUUCUGGCAUUGCUAGAUCAACAUUAUGAUGAUCGAUUUCUGGGCAUGUAUAACUUUUUGUGGGACAGGAUGAGGGCAAUUCGAAUGGACCUGAGGAUGCAACAUAUUUUUAACAGAGGCGCUAUAACCAUGCUGGAGCAAAUGAUAAGACUCCAUAUCAUAGCCAUGCAUGAAUUGUGUGAAUACACAAAGGGAGAAGGCUUCUCAGAGGGAUUUGAUGCACACCUAAACAUUGAGCAGAUGAACAAAACAUCAGUUGAAUUGUUCCAAAUGUAUGAUGAUCACAGGAAGAAGGGAAUUAAUAUACCAACAGAGAAAGAGUUUCGAGGAUAUUAUGCACUUCUUAAGCUGGACAAGCAUCCUGGAUACAAAGUUGAACCUGCAGAGUUCUCACUUGAUCUUUCAAAAAUGACUCCAGAGAUAAGACAAACCCAAGAAGUUCUUUUUGCCCGUGAAGUAGCAAGAGCCUGUAGAACUAGUAAUUUUAUUGCCUUCUUUCGGCUUGCAAGGAAAGCAACUUAUCUUCAAGCAUGUCUGAUGCAUGCCCACUUUGCGAAGUUACGAACCCAGGCACUUGCUUCUCUACACAGUGGUCUCCAGACUAACCAGGGACUCCCUGUUGCCCAUGUUACGAAGUGGCUGGGGAUGGAGGAAGAAGACAUGGAAAACCUUCUACAAUAUCAUGGGUUCUUGAUAAAGGAAUUUGAAGAGCCAUAUAUGGUCAAGGAAGGUCUAUUUCUCAAUGCUGACAAGGAUUAUCCAACCAAGCGUUCAAGACUUGUUCACCAGAAAAAAUCUCAGAGGAUUAUUGGUGAUGUUGUCCCAUCUGAUAAUUUAAUAUGUCGGCCUGUUCAAGAAGCCAAACAGAUUAUCUUGGAUGACGGAGACAAAUUUGAGCCUGAAACUUUACGAUCUGUUAAAAGAAAAGCUCCGGUUGAUGUUGUUGAAGAAGAAAUUUCCAAAUUUGAACCUAUUUCUAGUCCUAGAAAUAGCUCAAAGGUAGAGCCAAUGUUUGAUGCAUCAUUGUCUAGUCAUGAUAAUGAAGAUGAUCACCACAUAGUAGAUGUGCAUUUUAGGCCUCGGAAUGCCCCUUUGGUUCAUCAUUCUCCAGAAUCUCCUCCAUCUAAGGUUGGAAAGGUGGACAAACCGGAUUUAGGUGCCAUAUUUCCUGACUUUUUGGAUAGAAAUCUGCAUUCUGAGGGGAAAGGAAUGCCACUACAGAGCAUGCCAGGAAAGUCCCCACAUGUUGAAGAAGGAUCCAUGGGGUUUCAAUCUGGUCCUCUGCUAGAGGAUUCAAUAUCCGAGAGAGUAAUAGUUGAAGACUUAGAAAAUGAAGUAGUAAUGGCUAUUCCUCAGGAAGUAGAAAGUGAAGAAGCUAAAGCAAUUCAGCAGGAAGAUGAAGCUUUCAGAGCAAAACUUAAGUUGAUCCUAAGAAUAUGGAAGCGCUGUUCAUUGAGGAGGAGGGAGGUACGUAAACAACGAGAGUUGGCAGCAACUGCUGCAUUAAAUGCACUCUCAAUGGGUCCACCAAUUCAACAAAAGAAAACACAACCAAGAUUUGUUGGUGAGCUUAACAUCGAUAACAUAGCGAGGGAGAGACAUGAAAAGCACAGGAGAUUUUGGUCAAGGGUGAAUGUUUCUGAAGUGGUUGAGAGGACAUUGAGUGAAAGAAAUCCGGAUGCAAAGUGCCUUUGCUGGAAGCUUAUUUUCUGUUCGCAGAUGAAUGACACAAGGAGGGAAGGUUUACAGCAGAGAAGCCCUGUUGACGAUUUAACUGGCCAGUGGUUACUCUCAAAACUAAUGGGUGUUAGAAAGGAUGAUAAUGAUGGCGAUGAAGAACUGUUGGUUUCCUCCCCUGGGCUGUCAAUAUGGAAGAAGUGGGUUACCAGGGCAUCUGGUUCCCCUCCAACCUGUACUUUAUCUGUUAUCAGAGAUAUAGGAGUUGAUGAGUUGGAUGUUGAGAUAGCUGGUGGAAGUGCUGUUCUUUUUCUGGUAUUAGAAAGCAUUCCGUGGAAGCUCCAAAAAGAUCAACUCCAUAACCUUCUAAAAUCCUUACCUUAUGGCUCCUGCUUACCACUGCUGAUUGUAAGUGGCUCAUUUUCUGAAGAUGUUCCUGAUCCUUCAUCGACAAUAGUUAAUGGACUUGGCCUUCAUGAAUUAGAUAAAACAAGGAUAAAAAGCUUCUCGAUUGUUUUCCUUGCUGGAAAUCGGCCAUUGAAACACUUUGAUGGGGUCUACAGUGAUGAACAGCUAAGGGAGGGACUUCAAUGGCUGGCUAGACAUUCUCCACAGCAUCCGGUUCUUCAGUGUGUAAAGACACGUGAACUGGUUAUGAGUCAUUUGAAUAGUUUGUUGGAGGUACUUGACAAGAUGAGUAUCUCUGAGGUAGGUCCCAACCAUUGUAUCUCAGUCUUCAACAGAGCAUUGGAUCAAUCAGAAGAGGAGAUUGUUGCCACAGCCGAUAUGAAUCCUGUUUGUUGGCCCUGUCCUGAGAUUGAUGUGCUAAAGGAUUCUUCUGAUGAGCACAGAGUUAUAAGUUGGUUUUUACCAAGAAGAGGAUGGAACUCAGAUGCGAGCAUUAAGCUUAUUGUAGAUGCAUUUGAAGGUUGCAGACUUCCAUCCUUUCCUGAUGAUUUAUCCUGGUUGAAUCAAGGUUCAAACAUGGCCACAGAGAUACAAAACCACAAAUCUGAACUUGAAAAAUGCUUGAUCAAAUAUCUCACCCAGUCAAGUAAGAUGAUGGGGUGGGCUCUGGCAGAAAGAGAGGCCUGUGUAAUGCUCCAAAAAGGUGCUCGACUUGAGCUUCUUGAUUCAAGUUACUGUAUAGUUCCAAGGUGGGUGGUGAUAUUCCGACGAAUUUUUAAUUGGCAGUUGAUGAAUUUAAGCAGUGGGGACUCCUCGGUAGCCUAUGUUUUGAAGAACCAAAAGAAGUGCUAUAUGAAGGCAAGCAAUGUAACUGAUCGCUUGGAACAUGAUCUAAGAAAGUUUGACAUGGAUGUAGUGUCUCCUGAUGAUCCUCAUAACUCGAGUUUUGUUCAGGAUAAAACCCAACCUUAUACUUUGACACAACCGUCUCUUGAUGAAAUGGUUGAAAUUGGCUGCAAUUCAGUCACUUCUGGAAGGGAGGAGCAGGUUCGGUCUGAGUACAUUGCACCUCUAGCAGAGAUGGCAAAUCACAGAACUGCGUCUCUGGAGGCUACUGCUGCCAAUGAUUUAGUAGAAGGCGGUGAGAACCCUAGACAGGAUAAUUUGAGUACUUAUUUAUCUUGUGAGUCCAACAAUACUAUCUGUAAAUUAAUCAUAGCUACACAAGAGAGGAAAGAGGCUGACAGGUUGAGCAAGUUGUUGGAGCAGUGUAAUAUAUUACAGAACGAGAUAGAUGAAAAGCUCUCUAUAUAUUUCUCCUAGUCCAAGUACAUCAAAAUUUUGUUUGUUGUAAUUAUUCCUUGUACAAUGAGAACAAGUUUAUGGGUUAGGUUUAGGUGGAGUGCAUAUGCUAGGAAUUGCAAGUUGCAAUUGCUGAUACCCAGUUGUGCGGCUUGUGCUAUUGCAUGAGUUGUAUUGUACGUUCAUUAUGAUGAUGCUUGCUUGCCAACUUUAUC